Molecule: messenger RNA, 1244 nt
Organism: Trachymyrmex cornetzi
Lineage: Eukaryota; Metazoa; Arthropoda; Insecta; Hymenoptera; Formicidae
Gene: Rpb8
Product: DNA-directed RNA polymerases I, II, and III subunit Rpb8
Exons: 3
Coding region: 766-1134 (122 amino acids)
Biological process (GO): DNA-templated transcription
Cellular component (GO): RNA polymerase II, core complex; RNA polymerase III complex; RNA polymerase I complex
Source: RefSeq, a predicted model, not a curated record
CAAGGUCAAAGCGGCCACGACUCGCAACCAUGUCGGUCGUGAGUGCGCGCGAUAUUCGUUCGUUCCCGUCGGCUCGCUCGCGCUUGUUCCGUGUGCGCGCUUCUCGUCUCUUCCUCGACGACAGCGAGAGUAAAAGACAUCGCGCUCCGCUUUCCUCUCAUCGUCCCGCUGCCGUCAUGCCGUCGCCACUCGUCGAUGCGAUGUCGCCUAUGUGUUGCUUUCGCAAACUAGGUUCGUGCGCGCUACAUUCAAGUGCCCGUCGACGAAUUUCGCAGGUGCAAAUUACGCUCGUAUGUGCGUCAGAUGUCCGUCGUCGAGACGACGACGAAUGAGCAGACAUUUUGAAUAUGCGACAUCCGCGUAUGUCCAUCGUAAGUGUCGUUCGUUUCGAGGAAAUUGUCGCGUAGAUUGGACGCGAAUAUUUCGACGGAGCACUCCGUCUCUUUGUAAAAACAAUGCCGAUGACAAUGACAACGACAACGACGACGACGACGACGACGACGAAGAGACAGACGCGUGGGCGUCGACAAGGAGGGAUGGAGAAUACGUAGUGCGCGCUGCCGAUCGAGAACGUCGAUUUGUGUGAUCUCGUGAAUCUCCGCUCCGCGGAAGGGAGCGGGAAGGUCGGCAAGGUCGUACGCGCGGCGUGGCGCAGCGCGGUGCGACGCACAGAAAGAACGGAAGAAGGAGCGGAAUACCACGGAAUACCCGCGGACGCGGAGGCAGGCAGUAGCGCGCGGCGCGAGAUUCGCGUCACGGGCCAAGAUGGCGGCGGAUUUCGGACAGGAUCCGGACGGACGCUGCGUCGCGCCGCGCCGCGUCGCGUCGCGUCGAGGAGAUAAAUUCCGUCUUGUGCUGUCGACGACAUUACGUGAAGAUGGAUAUCCAGAUGGUAACGAGUGGAAUCCUAUGGAACAGGAGGGAGGUUCCAGGGCGGAUAGCUUUGAGUACGUCAUGUCCGGCAAGGUGUAUCGAAUUGAAGGUGACGAAGCCAACAAUGAACCCAGCAGCAGACUAUCGGCCUAUGUAUCUUUUGGAGGUCUGUUGAUGAGGUUACAAGGUGAUGCGAACAAUCUGCACGGCUUCGAGAUAGAUCAACACAUGUACCUAUUAAUGAAGAAACUUGCAUUUUGAUAUUUCUAUCGUCAAUUUUUUAUCAUUUAGAAAUUCUUUCAACAAAUGUAUCUAUUAGUAGUGAAGAAAUUUGAAUUUUAUGUUCUAAUAUGUAAUAUUAAUACACCAAC